AUGGUUGAUGUCCAUAAGUUGACUUGUCAAACCUGUAACAAUGUGGGUCUUGGUGAUGGCUCUGAUGGCUUUUUUUACUGCCUUCGAUGUGGCUCUCAAUAUGAGGAUGUAAUGGACACUGCCGUUGAUGAUGAUGAUCUCUUCAAUAAGGGAGAAACUGGCGGUGGUGCUGUCUACUUGGCCAGUCACCAACGCCAACGACCUGCUGCAAUCAAAGCUGAACCCAUAUCUCAGUAUGACUCCUUCUAUGAUUCCCAGUCCAAUUUCAUUAAGACUCUGGGUUUAGAAGAUGAAACUCCUCAACAAAAUGAGCAUGCUCAAGUUAAAGGAGAGGAAUUUGAUGCCGAUCAGUUUAUUGAUGCAAGUCCUUCAGUUCCUGCAGAUUUUGGAGGCUUAAAUGUUGCAAGUUAUGAAGAUUACCACAAUGAGAUAAGGAUGCGGUAUGUGAUGGGGUUGCAGAUAAUGAUUGAGCUUCAGUGUGAAGCGUUGGUGCAGGAGUUUAAGGUUACCCCUUUAAUUUGUGGCUUGGUUGGGCCAAUUUGGUUGAGGUUUGUCUCUAGGACUGGUGUUUUCGAUGAUGACUGGGCUGAUAAAGUAAUCCAUAACUCGGAGAUGCAGAAAGAAGAUGAACCAGAAGAUUAUAAGCCACGUGCUGAACACAGAACAGAGCCCCACAAUAUAUUUGGUCAGCGAGCUGUGAUGAUAUGGUUUAGGUCUCUAAAGAAAAGGAUUCCACUAUCUUGUACUGUUGCUGUUUCAUUUCUUGCAUGCCAUGUUGCCAGGGAAGCUAUCCUGCCAUCUGACAUGAUGAAGUGGACACGGGAAGGGAAGCUUCCAUAUUUUUCUGCUUUUGUUGAAAUUGAAAAGCGCAUAGGACAACCUUCAAGUGCUUGUCCUAUUAGUUCAAGUGUUAUGUUCAGGCCCCAGAGAGCUGUUCCCGUACAGAAGCUAGAGUCAUUUGCUGCAUCCAUUGCUCAGUUCAUAGGCUUGGAGUUACCUCCUGUUAACUUUUAUGCAAUAGCUUAUCUUUAUCUUAAAAAAUUAUCACUUCCUAUUGAAAAGAUUCUUCCUUAUGCAUGUCGCAUAUAUGAAUGGUCAAUGCCUCCAGAAUUGUGGCUAUCCCUAUCAACCAAUUAUUUUAGGCUACCUACUCAUGUAUGCGUUAUGUCAAUUCUAGUAGUAGCAAUAAGGAUAUUAUAUAACAUAAAUGGCUUUGGAGAGUGGGAGAAGAGUUUGUCUCGUAAUGAUGAUGAUUUUGGUAAAGAAUCUAAAGAUUCAGCUGAAGAUCAAGUAGGACCUCAAAGGCACGAGUUGGAUUCUGCCUGGCUUCUCCAACACCUUCAAGCAAGAUAUAAUGAGAUUGGGGAUAUCUAUGAGUAUUCGAAGGACUUGCCUACAUAUCUCAAAUACUGUAGGGAUGUUGUGUUUGCUGGAUCAGAGCCAUCUUAUGGGAAUCACGAGGAAGAAAAUAUGAUAGAAUACCUAUGGAAUUUUUAUCAGAAUGAAGAGGAUGUAAAACCAUUGGAGAAUGUAGAGCAGACAAACACUUCUUUUACCCAAACGAGGUUGAAGGAUAAAGAAUGCAUUGACAGGACCUGCAAGCAGGAAAAGAUUAGAAAAAAAGCCUUCAAUGAACUAUUUCCUGAUGAUGAAACCUGCCUUGAAGAUGACUUGCCUGGAAGUGUGGACGAUGGUAAUUCACAUGAGAGUUUGUCAGAAGGUGAAGAAGACUCGGAUUCCCGUGAUCACAGUUCAGGUAAAUCUCGAGUCAAGGAAGCCAUUAGGCAGAUGAAAUUAGACAUGGAAGAGAACAGAUUUUGUUAUAUACCACCAAGUGUCAAGCGAAAAAGACUGGAUUAUAUUCACUAUGUGAGAAAGAGGGAUGAAGGUGCCCUGACCUAUGUUGCUCAUGCUGAUUAUUACAUUUUGCUUCGGGCUUGUGCCAGGAUUGCACUAGUUGAUAUUCGGAUUUUGCAUAUCGGUGUGUUAAGCCUUGAGAGAAGACUUACUUGGUUGGAGAAACGGACUACACCAUGUUUUAUUAGAUCUUAUGCAUAUAACCUUUCAUACUCUCAGAUAUGUUGGGAAUCCAUCCACGUUGCGGGUUAUGGUUACAUGCCAAUCUCAGAUACUAUCGGUUCUCAUAGAUGGAGGUAUCACAUUCAAUUUUGUGAAACCCAGCAUAGCUCAAUGAAUGGGGUGGCCACAGUUGAGAAUCACACCUUUCCGAGUAUUUGUGGGUAG
This is a messenger RNA of Sphenostylis stenocarpa, 2244 nucleotides long. The record is from the annotation of a GenBank genome assembly. NCBI's taxonomy places the organism in Eukaryota, Viridiplantae, Streptophyta, Magnoliopsida, Fabales, Fabaceae.